AUGAAGACAACUACCGAACUUCCACUGCGUAUACUAACACACAAUAUCCGCUAUGCAACCAAUUCCCCAUUCAAGGGUGAGCUGCCCUGGGAUGAUCGCAAGCAGCCUCUCUUAAAUGAACUGCUCUUCAAUACGCGCAAUCAGGAUGCAUUUAUCUGCCUACAAGAAGUGCUCCAUAAUCAACUGGUCGAUGUUCUAUCCGGACUGAACCAACAUUCUUCUACUGUUUCCAAAGGCGCCUCUGAGACACAACAAUGGGAAUACAACGGAGUCGGUCGAGACGACGGUCACAAAGCAGGAGAAUACUCGCCCAUAUUCUAUCAACCGUCUGUUUGGCAGCUUCGUCAUUGGGAAAGUGUCUGGUUGUCGGAAACGCCGAACAAACCAUCCAAGGGCUGGGAUGCGGCGUCUAUACGGAUUCUGACCAUCGGUGUCUUCACGCACAACAUAACUCGCCAUACCGUCCUUGCGAUGAAUACUCAUUUAGACGACCAGGGAUCUCGGUCACGCUUCGAGGCUGCCAAAAUCAUUCUUCAGAAGAUCGAUGAGUACCGAAGCGGCGAAUUUGGGACCUCCAUCGCAGGGGUACUCCUUGCAGGUGAUUUUAACAGUCAAGAGACGCAAGAGGCCUAUAGCGUCUUGACAGGGUCGGAAUCCUCCUUGGUCGACACAGCAAAGGCUGUGGAACCUAGCCAGCACUACGGCGAUUAUUAUACGUGGACAGGGUUCGGAUAUGAGGGAGAGGAUCCCACGCGCAUUGAUUAUAUCCUGAUGGGACCUGGGAAGAACAAACUUGGGUCCUGGAAGGUCAACGGAUACGCCGUGUUAGCGAACCGAUUCGAUUCUGGCGUGUAUCUAUCAGAUCACAGGGCCGUUGUCGCCGACGUCACCUUGUACGACUGA
This is a messenger RNA of Aspergillus fischeri NRRL 181, 903 nucleotides long. Its product is annotated as endonuclease/exonuclease/phosphatase family protein. The record is from RefSeq and is a predicted model, not a curated record. Gene Ontology annotation, molecular function: 3'-5'-RNA exonuclease activity. The coding region runs from base 1 to 903 and encodes 300 amino acids. Lineage: Eukaryota; Fungi; Ascomycota; Eurotiomycetes; Eurotiales; Aspergillaceae. The transcript is spliced from 2 exons.